CUCCUCGCCGCCGCGCCGCGCCUGCAGCACCUGCGCCUGCACCGCUGCGCCGGUGAGGUGAUCAUGUCUGCGCUGUCCACCAGCCGGCCGAACGUGCUCACGUCGCUCGAGAUCACGGAGUCCUCCCUGCCCUCGUUGUGGCUGCAAGAGCUCUUCACCGCCAGCCGCGGGCUAAAGCACUUUAAGUACCGGUACGAGAGCGCCCUCGGGCCGCCAUUCAACCCGGAGCCACUGCACUCCGCAUUGCGCAUGGUCCGCGCCACGCUCGAAACCCUCGACUUCAACAGCGCGCACUGGUGCCUGCUCAGCAGCAGCGCGAAAUUAGGGCCGUUCACCGAUUUCCCCCGCCUCACCACGCUGAAGACGAAAUACCACUGGCUGCUGAACCACCACUCCCACCACCAGUACCACCACCACUCCAACUCAAGCAUGCGCCUCGCAGACGUCCUCCCCCCGCGCCUCCAGCAGCUCUCGCUCUCCUGCUGCCACCACAGCGAUACCGACUUCUUCGCGGACGUCUUCGAUGCCGUGGCCUCCGCGCGCUUCAAAGAGCUCGCGGAUCUUAAUGUCGCACCCAGCGGAAUGGCUAACGCAUGCGCUGGCACCGAGUAUAGCCGCCUCGCGGGCGUGUGCAGGAUCAAUAGGAUGGACUUCUCUGUCUAUGGUAAUCCCAUUCUGCGCUUUGAUGAGAGUGGGGGCAUGAUUGAUCUGGAUGGUGAUUGAGGGAGUGGGUGCGUGGGUGCGUG
Molecule: messenger RNA, 746 nt
Organism: Tricharina praecox
Lineage: Eukaryota; Fungi; Ascomycota; Pezizomycetes; Pezizales; Pyronemataceae
Exons: 1
Coding region: 64-723 (219 amino acids)
Source: RefSeq, a predicted model, not a curated record